Mycena citricolor is the source of this 860-nucleotide messenger RNA. The record is from the annotation of a GenBank genome assembly. NCBI's taxonomy places the organism in Eukaryota, Fungi, Basidiomycota, Agaricomycetes, Agaricales, Mycenaceae.
CAGGAGGGACAUGACAUCUGGUAAUUUGGGCGACCGCAGCAGCCCAAUGCACUGCACCUCAUCUCUUUCUCUCGCCCGACACCCUAGUCCUCAAUACCUACCACAUAGCGCUAACGAUGGCUGCACUUGCAAAUGAUUACGACUAUAUUUUCAAGGUUGUCAUUAUUGGAGACUCUGGAGUGGGAAAAUCGAAUCGUGAGUCCGAGCCAUUAUCUAGCCCGUUGGACGCAUGUGCAACCAACGCAGUCCUCUCCCGCUUUGCGCGCGACGUAUUCGCCUACGACUCGAAAUCCACCAUCGGCGUCGACUUCACGACGCACGCCAUGCUCAUCCCGCCGCACAGAGUGGCGACCCAGCUGUGGGACACCGCGGGGCAGGAGAAGUACCGCGUCAUCACGGCCGUGUACUUCCGUGCCGCGGCCGGCGCGCUGCUCGUCUACGACAUCACGAGCCGCGCGUCAUUUUCCGCGGUCGAGCGGUGGCUCGGCGAGGUGCGCGACUAUGCGGACGCCGGCGCGGUGGUCAUGCUGGUUGGGAACAAGACCGAUCUGGCGCAUCUCAGGGCCGUUUCGACAGAGGAGGGGCGGAUGUUCGCAGAAAAACACAGCCUACUGUUUCUCGAGACGUCAGCCCUGGAUGCUUCUAACGUCGAGAGCGCGUUCAAGAUGGUUAUCACAGGUGCAGCCUUGAUUUAUCUUAAGAGCUGUGAUGUGCAGUCUGAUCUGCGAAUAGAGAUACACAGCAUUGCUGCCUCGAAAUCGUUGGAACAGGCAGAUGACGAUGGGACACGACCUGGCAGGGGCACCGUCGUGGAUCCAACUCGGGACCAGAGGCUAGUGACAAAAAGCCGAUGCUGCUAG